Molecule: messenger RNA, 1602 nt
Organism: Manis pentadactyla (Chinese pangolin)
Lineage: Eukaryota; Metazoa; Chordata; Mammalia; Pholidota; Manidae
Gene: PSMD7
Product: proteasome 26S subunit, non-ATPase 7
Exons: 7
Coding region: 82-1050 (322 amino acids)
Biological process (GO): proteasome-mediated ubiquitin-dependent protein catabolic process
Cellular component (GO): proteasome complex; proteasome regulatory particle
Molecular function (GO): protein binding; metallopeptidase activity
Source: RefSeq, a predicted model, not a curated record
AUCGGCGAGUGUUAGCGCCGCUGUGGCUGCCGGUGCUUGUGGGUCGCAGGGAGCGGGGCCUGGAGGGCGCGGUGUGUCGCGAUGCCGGAGCUGGCGGUGCAGAAGGUGGUAGUCCACCCCCUGGUGCUGCUCAGUGUGGUGGAUCAUUUCAACCGAAUAGGUAAGGUUGGAAAUCAGAAGCGUGUUGUUGGUGUGCUUUUGGGGUCAUGGCAAAAGAAAGUACUAGAUGUAUCCAACAGUUUUGCAGUCCCUUUUGAUGAAGAUGACAAAGAUGAUUCUGUCUGGUUUUUAGACCAUGAUUACUUGGAAAACAUGUAUGGAAUGUUUAAGAAGGUCAAUGCCAGAGAAAGAAUAGUUGGGUGGUACCAUACAGGACCUAAACUACACAAGAAUGACAUCGCCAUCAAUGAACUCAUGAAAAGAUACUGCCCUAACUCAGUACUGGUCAUUAUUGACGUGAAGCCAAAGGACCUGGGACUGCCCACAGAAGCAUAUAUUUCAGUGGAAGAAGUUCAUGAUGAUGGAACGCCAACCUCAAAAACAUUUGAGCACGUGACCAGUGAGAUCGGAGCAGAGGAAGCUGAGGAAGUUGGAGUUGAACACUUAUUACGAGACAUCAAGGACACUACAGUGGGCACGCUCUCCCAGAGGAUCACAAACCAGGUCCACGGUUUAAAGGGACUCAACUCCAAGCUUCUGGAUAUCAGGGGCUACCUGGAGAAAGUGGCCACGGGCAAGCUGCCCAUCAACCACCAGAUCAUCUACCAGCUGCAGGAUGUCUUCAACCUGCUGCCGGACGUCAGCCUGCAGGAGUUUGUCAAAGCCUUUUACCUGAAGACCAACGACCAAAUGGUGGUGGUGUAUUUGGCCUCGUUGAUCCGUUCCGUGGUUGCCCUGCACAACCUCAUCAACAACAAGAUCGCCAACCGGGAUGCAGAGAAGAAGGAAGGGCAGGAAAAAGAAGAGAGCAAAAAGGAUAGAAAAGAUGACAAAGAGAAAGAUAAGGAAAAGAGUGAUGUAAAGAAAGAAGAGAAAAAGGAGAAAAAAUAAAACAUGUAGCUUCUUAAUUUGUAAAUUAAAAUCUUAUGAAUUAACUCAGUGUGCCGCCAGAGGGUUCUUUUCCCUUUAAGUGCUUGUUACAAAAGCUGUGUUGAGAGCUGUCUGCCUCAGGCCACUCUUGCUGUGGCAUUAUAUGGAAGUAAGGAUGGGGGGUGCUGAUCUGGUACCUAAACUGCAGCUCAGGCUGCUACGAAAGUGGGGAUAUGAUAGUGCAGGCUCCAGAUGGUGUGAGAAAAGGGAAGAGAAGGAAACGUAACAUUUUCGGUACUCUUCAUUCCUUUAUCUAGAAAACCGGCAGUUGAAUUGUCUCCAUCUUAAAAGACUCCUGAGGUCUGUUUCUGGCAGUUCGCACAAUUGCAAAAUGGAAUACAUGAAUUCCUUAAGUGCUCCCUGCCUCAGAACACCUGGAGUUCUGACCCUUCAGAACUGUUGCGGACACUGCACCCUGGGUCUGUGGGCCUGUAGCCCUGGCACUUGGGGGUGGGGAUCGAGCUCCAUAUAUUGUUUACCUUUGAAGACACAAUUAAAUGGCUUGGUUUUUAA